Aureobasidium subglaciale EXF-2481 is the source of this 1902-nucleotide messenger RNA. RefSeq lists its product as uncharacterized. Gene Ontology annotation, molecular function: transmembrane transporter activity. The record is from RefSeq and is a predicted model, not a curated record. The coding region runs from base 316 to 1791 and encodes 491 amino acids. NCBI's taxonomy places the organism in Eukaryota, Fungi, Ascomycota, Dothideomycetes, Dothideales, Saccotheciaceae. The transcript is spliced from 4 exons. Gene Ontology annotation, cellular component: plasma membrane. Gene Ontology annotation, biological process: transmembrane transport.
UGGAACGAAUAGAGAUGCGAAUUAAUGGCUUGCAUGUGUCGUUUUGCGAGGUCAAACGACAGUAUCGCAUGUCAGGAUGGACGAUCUCGCACGGCGGCGUCCGGGUCGCAAAACAGUCAAGUACAGUCAUCUCUCCUCUUUCUUUGACGGUCUUCUUCUUCUAUCAUAUUUUUUGCUUUACACGCUAUAAGCUCAAGCUUGACUCGUCAUAAUUGCCUUGGUGUGGUGCAGUCACUUGUUUCGUUCACGGCCGAGUCAAUCUUUCGGACCUACUGUACCUCGAAGAAGAAGAACAUAUAAGCAGAGUUGCCCAGCAUGCCACAUCGCGAGAAGGACAUUGAUGGUGGAUCGCCAUCAUCAUUCGAUCGCGUAGAGACAGGCACAGCAUACGACGACCAACUUGUCUGCCCACCCCAUACGACGGAACGCAAGCUGGUGACAAAGAUCGACUUCCAUGUCGUGCCUUUCUUGUGUAUCCUUUACUUGCUCGCCUUCUUGGACAGAGUCAACAUCGCAAACGCCAAUGUCGCCGGCAUGUCGGAAGACCUUGGCCUCGAAGGCCACGAGUACAAUACAGCCCUUGUCAUCUUCUUCGUCCCCUACAUCAUAUUCGAGAUUCCUAGCAACAUAUUGCUCAAGAAGUUCAAGCCGCAUGUCUGGCUAUCUGGUUGCAUGUUCUUGUUUGGCCUCACUACGACAUUGCAGGGAGUGGUCACAAAUUAUUCCGGCUUGCUCGCGACUCGCUUUUUCCUGGGAGUGUUCGAGAGUGGCAUGUUUCCUGGUUGCUUCUACCUGCUAGGCACAUGGUACUUGAGAACGGAGGCACAAAGAAGAUAUAGUUUCUUCUUCUCGAGUACAACACUCGCCGGUGCUUUUGCUGGUCUCCUUGCCGCGGCCAUUGGAAAGAUGGAUGGAAUCGCAGGCUAUGAAGGUUGGAGGUGGAUCUUCAUCCUCGAAGGACUCCUUACAUGUGUCGUCAGCGCCGCCUUCUUCUUCGUUCUCCCGGAUUUUCCUGAAGACAGCAAGUGGCUUACCGAGGAAGAAAGAGCAUUCGUCACAAAUCGUCUCCGCAUCGAGCAAGGUGCAUCGGCUGUGGAUCGCAAGACCAGUGCCAAAGACGUUGUCAAUGUCUUCAAGGACUACAAGGUCUGGCUCGGUGGCUUCAUGUAUUUCGGCCUCAUCGUACCCGCAUACAGCUACGCCUACUUCUCGCCAGCAAUCAUCAAGGCCUAUGGCUACGGACAAAUCCAAACGCAACUGCACAGUGUACCUCCAUGGGCGGCUGCCUUUGCGUUCGCGAUGAUCCUCGCCUGGUUGUCUGAUAAGACGCGUCACCGCUUCGGAUACGCCGUCUUUGCAGUUUGCGUCGCCAUCGUCGGCUUCGCAAUCCUCAUCUCUGUACACGACAACCAGCCUCUACAAUACGCUGCACUCUUCCUUGUAGCUAUGGGCUGUUACUCUGCUAUGCCCAUCAUAGUUUGCUGGUUCAACAUGAACCUGGGAGGACACCAUCGCAGAAGUGUUGGUUCCGCGUACCAAGUCGCGUUUGGAAAUAUUGGUGGUAUCAUCGCCGUCUUCUCUUUCCUCAAGGGUGACGCACCAUUGUACACCAAAGGCUAUAGCAUUUGCAUUGCCUUCACGUGUUUAAGUGUUGUAAGCUGCAUUGCUUACUACCUCGCCUGCGUUACACAAAACAGACAAAGAGAAAAGACAGUCACGGAUGUCGGCUUGACAGAGUACGAAAAGACUGAGAUGGGGGACUUGAAUCCCGAGUACAGGUAUCUUGUCUAGAGAGCCCACGAUACACGAGGCAGGAAAAGUUGGUGGCACGUCUUUUAUGUUUAACGACUUAUUCCAAUCUAAUGAGUGUCAAAGUUCAAAAUAAAUAUUUCUACACAUUGG